This is a messenger RNA of Knipowitschia caucasica, 558 nucleotides long. The record is from the annotation of a GenBank genome assembly. Lineage: Eukaryota; Metazoa; Chordata; Actinopteri; Gobiiformes; Gobiidae.
AUGGUGGGCAUGAGCGUUCUCAAGUCUGCUGCUGCUUUUGCAGCCAGACUGAGUCCUCUAAAAUCGACAAAUAAUGCUGCUAAUUUUCUCAGUCGUACAGUCGCAAAGACAGAUAAAGUGGCAGUGCGUUGGGGUCAUGGUAAGAACAUGUUUAUAGUGAAACCCUCCGACUUCUAUGACAGGAGAUUUCUGCGCCUGUUGCAAUAUUAUGUCCUAUUGACUGGUAUUCCCGUGGCUGUGUUUGUUACCUGUGUGAAUGUUUUUAUGGGUGAAGCAGAACUGGCGGAGAUUCCAGAGGGAUAUGAACCUGAACACUGGGAGUACUACAAGCACCCGAUCACCAGGUGGAUUUCCCGAAACUUGUAUGACUCUCCUGUAAAAGAUUAUGAAAAGAUGAUGGCUGUUAUUCAAAUAGAGAAAGAGAAGGCUGAUAUGAGAUUGUUGGAGUUGGAAGUUCGACGACAAAUGAGGCAAAAGGGAGAUGGCCCGUGGUUCCAUUUGGCAACUCCGAAUAAGGAACUAAUUGACCACAGCUACAAAGCCAAUCCUGACAAUUAA